AUGCCUGAGCCUACACCGUUCAAUCUGACGGCGCUGGACCGCCAGCUGCUAGCGAUGACCGACGAGGAGUUUGUGGCACAUGAUUGGGAUGACCUCAAAGCUAUCAUCGGUACGUCUUCCCCAACUCGUCUCCAAUUUUUCCCUCCCCUCAAUCACCCGAGACCGCAAUUCUGCUUGUUCUUCUCCCCCUCACUCAUUCAUGCAGCGCGGAACGAUCUCGGCGCCCUCAAGCGGAGACCCUCCGACUUGCGCCGAUACCUGACCUGGACGGCCAACACGAAAGCCCAGUAUGGUUCAAUCAUGAACUUCAUCUGCCAGCAGCGGCUGAAAUGGCACUUCCCGAACGCCGACCCCAAUGCCGCCACAAAUGGUACCACUGCCUCCACCCUGACCACCAGCAUCAGUAACGGCGCGAGUUCCGCGGCAAUCCAAGCCCCAAGUGGGCCGCUGGUCACCUUCAAAAACCCGCGCCCAUUUGCCGAUCCCGAGGAUUACAGGAUUCUCCGCAACGACUGGCCCUACGGUCUGAGCCCCGGCAUCUCACAUCUCGUCGUAUGGCUGCGGACUCCAAUUCCCGUGAAAUCCGCCGAGGGUCACUUGACGGAUGAGUCCCGAGCGCUCAUCGAAUCCUUUGUUCAACGCACUUUUGUGGCCCGGUUGGCCAAGGAUACGCAGGGGCGCUUCCCAGACCCCGAGUCGCAUGUGCUCUGGUUUAAGAAUUGGGUUGGGUUGCAAAGUGUCCGAGCGCUUGAGCAUGUGCAUAUCCUCGUACGUGAUGUCCCCGACGAGAUCCUAACCGAAUGGUCUGGGGAGUCUGGGGAAGCAAAGACAUCUUCGGUAUAG
Molecule: messenger RNA, 843 nt
Organism: Penicillium macrosclerotiorum
Lineage: Eukaryota; Fungi; Ascomycota; Eurotiomycetes; Eurotiales; Aspergillaceae
Product: GIG1 family protein
Exons: 1
Coding region: 1-843 (280 amino acids)
Biological process (GO): N-acetylglucosamine metabolic process
Cellular component (GO): cytoplasm
Source: RefSeq, a predicted model, not a curated record